This is a messenger RNA of Aspergillus homomorphus CBS 101889, 663 nucleotides long. RefSeq lists its product as uncharacterized. The coding region runs from base 1 to 663 and encodes 220 amino acids. NCBI's taxonomy places the organism in Eukaryota, Fungi, Ascomycota, Eurotiomycetes, Eurotiales, Aspergillaceae. The record is from RefSeq and is a predicted model, not a curated record. The transcript has a single exon.
AUGACCAAAGCCGCGAUUUCUCUUCAUGUUCUAGAAGCCUCGAUUGACCUAGAGGGCAGAAAGACAGGCAAACAAAAAGUGAUUGAAGACAGCGUAGCCCAAGCACACCCCAAGCACGCAUCUGAUAUGCGAAGCCGCGGUUGCCAGAAGAAGUCGCUGCAGCUUGUUGAAACCAUCGCCCGGUAUCUUUCUAAGACUGGUAUGACGGACUACUGGAUCUGCUGCGGGUAUAAUAUGCUAAUGAGCAAGUGGCGGGUCUCCGUCAUCUUUGGCAAGGAAGGAAUGAGCAACGAGGCACGAAUGGAGACUCGUGGGCAGAUCAUCGCGCGGUUUUUGGGUGUUCAGCCUGACAGGGAUACGGCAUUGGUGAAGAACGGGGAGGAUCUUUCUGCACGACGUAAGCUUCUGCAGUUCACCUCAAUCCGGGAGCCCUCGUGGUUCUAUCUGACCAGGCUGCGGGUGCAGGAUGGACUGCCGGUUUACGUGAUGGGCGAUGGAAUUGAUUAUACCAAAGAUGUCGCGGCCAGUGCCAAGGAGGCCGACAAGGGCUCGGUUGUGACACUGCGUGAAGCUCUUCGGAUAAUGAAACAACCCAGCCGAACCGAGUGGCUUGAGCAGAUGAUGAUAUGUCCAGAUCCGAUUGCGGCAAACCUCUUCGCGUGA